This is a messenger RNA of Rangifer tarandus platyrhynchus (Svalbard reindeer), 1314 nucleotides long. The record is from the annotation of a GenBank genome assembly. NCBI's taxonomy places the organism in Eukaryota, Metazoa, Chordata, Mammalia, Artiodactyla, Cervidae.
AUGGCUCCGAUGAGGCCGCUGCUGCUGGCUAGCUGGCCCCGGGAGGAAGAUUUGGGGGGAACAUUCCUAGCAGUUGCUGAAGCCAUUUGUUUCAGGGAUCCUCCCCGUGUCCCUCCUGCGCGGCACUGGUUGUCAACUUAUGCUUUUCGUCAGUGGAAUGGAAAAAUGGACCUGGACAAGCUGAUGAACUCCGAGACCAACCUGAGUGCCUCACAGGACUUCUUGGAGCCACAGGGUAGAAAACGAAACAGACAGCGACGGCCGCGGCCAGUAAUUCAGCAGCAGCAGGACGCUCCCAGCAGCGUGGCCAGAGCCCCCGCGAAGGCAGGAUGCCCAAGGGGUGCUAUUCCCUGUUGUCUGGGCCUGCAGAAGACGAUUCUGGCGGGGCUGAGAGCUUCCUGUGUCCAACUGUUCCUCCAAGUGCUUUUCAAGGCUCCACAGGGCCCAGAGGUUCUCUUGCAAUGCCUCAGCGGCCACUGUGAGGAUGUAGCGUACCGCCGGGAAGAAGAGGUGACAGCGAGAAGUGAGGAGAGGCACGGACGCCUGCGCACACUUGCUGCUGACUGCUUCACAGGCAUUAACCAUCGGAGCCACGUGGUAUGUGAGGGGUGUGCUGCUGAGGCCCUGAGGUCCACAGGGGGAGACAUGGCGAGCAGAAACUUAAAUCCAAACGAGGUUCUGAAGUGGAAAAUAACAUUCACAAGCGGAGGAGCGCGCGCCGCGGCUGCGCCCAUCAGCGCGCGGCGCGGGGUUGUGGCCGUCAGGCGGGCGGGGCCGCCUAGGACCCGGGAGGAUCCGCUUCUCCGGCGCCGCAGAGCCUCGGCGCCCCCACGUGCGGCCCCCUCCUCCUCCUCCUCCUGGCCCACCUCCCUCCCUCUGGGGUUUGGGAUUCCUUGGGGAGCAGGAAGCCCCCCUCCUGCCCUGCAGCGGGCCGGGCAGGCGGAGUGGUCGGGCCCGGGGGCGGAUGCCCGUGGGUGGGCCGGGCCAGCCGGCUGCGGGGGAGGCGGGCUGCGUUGUUUCCCGCUAGGGCCGGACUCUGCGCGGGACGAGCCUCCGCGCGGUGCUCUCGGGCGGGGCCUGGGGGCGAGCGAGGCGGCGGCGGCGGCGGCGCUGCAUCCCGGGCCUCGGGCCGGGCGCGCGGGCGGGCGGGGACCGGGCAGACGCCCCCGCGGCGCCUCUCCCACGCUCGCGGCCCCUCCCUCCCUUCCCCUGGGCUCCCGGGAGAGGCGGGCGGAGGAGCUUUGUGUGCGCCUGCGGACCUGGGGCGAGCCUCGGGCGGCCGGCGGCCGGCGGACUCCGGCGCGGGAGUGGUGA